UUUGUGUUAAAUGAACACGCAAGCAAGUUUUAAACUAUCUUUUCUUCUUACUUUAUUUAGUAACUGUAUUCUUCGUAAACCCGUACACCUACCAUCAACGAAAAAAAACAAAAUUCACUUUGUUUCUGAGUAGCGUUCAAGAACCAAAUUAGACUAAAUAGCAUUCCGAUCACAAUAGUGAAUGAAUCCCAUGAGACCAUUUCAUGGUUGGACGCUUUGUUUUCGAGUAAUUUCUCAUUUUUCCUCCAUCCUUCCAUUCACAGUCACCUCCCGCAUUUUUUCUUAUAUAACAGUUAUAACAAUGCAUCCUUCUAAGUUUCGGGCAUAUGAUGCAGUGGUAGCAUGCUCGCUUUGCAUGCGAGUUGGCCUGGGUUCAAUCCCCAGUGUGUCCAUUUUCCUUUUUCAAAGGCCAUUUGAUCCAUUGUUUUUAUUAUGGAUUAUUUCUUUUUGCUGGGAAAAUAGAGGAACAGUAUAUAAAAAUUAAGCAGGAACCUAUCCAUUCUUAGCUUCGUCUACUGGUUCUACAAAUACAAUAUUAAAUAUACAUAUAUUUUGAGUGCUUAUUCUCAUCACGUUUCAGUAUUCCUUUUUCCAUACACACACUUUGACUUUGUCAGUUCUCUAUAUCAAGGCGUUGGACGUUCUUCUACUAUUUUUAGUUCUGUUUACCAUACCCUUGAUCCUAAUUGUUUCACAGACAAGAAGCAUCUCGUCAAAUUUAAGCUUAUCUUUAAGCUAGGUCAAAUAUUUAGCUUGUUUCCCCAUUCCGCAACGGUAUCGUUGCACCACCUUAUUUCAAACUUGCUUUCAACCACAACAGGAAGUAAAGCUCGAGGCAGACGACUUCUUUCCUUCUCAUUUAACGGUUAUAUUUUAGUUUCAGAGGAUUGACUACGCGAACCUUGCUCUUUUGACUUAAUAGAUAUUCUAAAUGUCAGACAAUUAUUCGUUUUCGUUGCGUAAAUACAAGCUUGUCUUUUUGGGAGAACAAUCCGUCGGCAAAACUUCUUUAAUAACCCGGUUUAUGUAUGACCAAUUUGACAAUACAUAUCAGGCUACAAUUGGGAUUGACUUUUUAAGUAAAACGAUGUACUUGGAAGACCGCACUGUUCGUCUACAACUUUGGGAUACCGCUGGCCAAGAAAGAUUUCGGUCUUUGAUUCCUUCAUAUAUUCGAGAUUCUUCUGUUGCUAUCAUUGUUUACGAUAUUACAAACCAUAAUUCCUUUGUGAAUACUGAAAAAUGGAUUGAAGAUGUUCGUGCUGAACGAGGUGACGAUGUAAUUAUUGUGCUUGUCGGCAAUAAAACAGAUUUGUCAGAUAAAAGGCAAGUUAGCCAAGAAGAAGGAGAAAAAAAAGCAAAUGAACUAAAAAUCAUGCAUAUGGAGACUAGUGCCAAAGCUGGUUAUAAUGUGAAACAACUUUUCCGAAAAAUUGCUCAAAUGCUUCCUGGAAUGGAGAAUGUUGAGACACAAAGUACCCAAUUAAUUGAUGUAAGUAUUCAACCAAACGAAAACGAAAGCGGAUGUAGUUGUUAAGUGAAAUUUUUGACCUUUUUUUUAUUUUCCCUCUCGCCUCUACGCCCAAAUACGUCAAAAAUGUUUCAUGAAUGUGUUUAAUGGAUUUUAUUACAUUUUUACAUAUCUCAUUUUAAGGUUGGCUUUGACAAUCUUUUCAUUGCUUUCAACAUUAUUUUGUCAGCGCACAGAUAUUUAAUGUACGAUACGAUGAGAAAACCCUGCCUUCUUUUCAAUGACUUUGAUGGUUUUUAUUUAAAUAUUCACCAACCUAACCUUUGUCUACAUCCCAAUUUCUGGUCAAGUACCUUCGUUUUUUUGCUUUAGGUUUCCUUUCACCGAUAUUUUCAGGAAAACUCUGGCUUUUCAUGAUUGUCUGAACCCGAUAGGAAAUUCCUUCCACCCCAAAGCCUUUUUUAUUUUUCUCUUUUUCCUAAAAAAAAAAAGGACCUUUCUCUUUUUUACUGAUUUUAUUUUCUAUGUAUUUUGUUUUUCUUUCCAUUACAUAGAAAAAUGUUAUGAUUAUGUACACUUUAAUAGUUUCGCCUGUUUUUUAUACUUAUCUAAUUAUCUUCCAUGAACAAUGAAACAGACAUUUGUAUAUAACAUGAAACACAAAUUAAUUAUAAAGUAACGCUAAACAAGGAAACCUUUUAAACAAAUUUUUUCUUCUAAAAUCCAAAAUAGGUGCGUCAAGUCUUGCGACCUUUCACUUUUUUCACAUGUAUAGAUAUAGAUUAUGGGUAAAUAUUUUGUUCAAGCACCCAAAAGGAAUUUCUCUGGCUGAAAAUCUUCUAAACUCAUUAAAAAUUCACACUGAUCAUCAACAAGUUCUUUUAAUUGAUCACGAAAAAGAUUGAGAAUCGCAGUAUCGGGAACCCAAAUGACAUGCAUACCGGCGGCCUUUGCACUCUUUACGCCAGGAACGCUGUCUUCGAAAGCAAUGCAAUCGCUAGGAGACAAUGCGGGGAGAUUUCUCUUUCUACGGUUUUGAUUAAUUAAGUUUAGAGCUUGAAGCCAGAUGUCAGGGUGGGGCUUUCCACGGUUAGGAGGAAUGCGAGGGUCAUCACCAGUAAUAACAUUGUCGCCGAAUUUGUCAAAGGCAUGACGAAGAUGAAAUAGGUUAGUCAUGGAAGGUUGAAAGGCUCGUUCGAAGAAAAAAAAAAAGAGUAACUUACUGCCAUAUCGAUGUUCUUUGUGUUUAAAAACUGGAGAAGAGCUUCAGCUCCUGGUAACAAGGUCAUGGAAGGCCAAAAUUUGGCCUGUAAAUGGGGAUUAGUUUAAGAAGGUAGAAAAGAAAACAAGAUGCGUACACGAAUGACUUGCUGCUCGUCAACAAAUUCUUGGUUUGUCAUGGGGAUCUUGGACCAGUUGAUUACAACUUCAGCAGCUUUUUCCCCGGGACGACCUGGAACAGGGUAAGCAAAGAAUAAUAGGACUAACGACCAUGACCAGCGAAAGCCAUCGCUUGAAACUGCUUACCCAUCAUUUGAGCCUUAAUGGAGAGAGGCAGCGGACCCUUGCCAUAACGUUCCAGUAAAUGAUCUGCAGGAGAUGUUAGUUUGAAUACCAUAUUGACAAAAUCCAUACUAGUAGUUUUGGUUAAGAUGGUUUCACUAUCGACAAGAAGGCCCUAUGGGUAGUAACGGUUAACUCCUGAAAAAACAAAUUACCAUCAAGCGAUAUUUAAGGGAAAAAAAACG
Molecule: messenger RNA, 3219 nt
Organism: Schizosaccharomyces cryophilus OY26
Lineage: Eukaryota; Fungi; Ascomycota; Schizosaccharomycetes; Schizosaccharomycetales; Schizosaccharomycetaceae
Product: GTPase Ryh1
Exons: 5
Coding region: 932-1537 (201 amino acids)
Molecular function (GO): GTP binding; GTPase activity
Source: RefSeq, a predicted model, not a curated record